AUGAGUGGAAGAAUUGGUAUCCUUCAACAAAACGCAAAAAUAUUUAUUUCACAGUCGCAAAAUAUCUUCGAGAAUUUAGCGUUUGAAGAAUGGUUGCUCCGGAAUUAUAGACCUGAUGAGGAAAAUGAAUCGAUGUUUAUCUGGAGCAACAAACCAGCAGUAGUCAUUGGCCGACAUCAGAAUCCAUGGUUAGAAGCGGAUUUAAACUAUUUAAAAUCUAACAAUAUUGAAUUAGCUAGACGUCACAGUGGUGGUGGUGCUGUUUAUCACGAUUUAGGUAAUCUUAACAUAUCCGUGUUGACAUCACAUCAAAGGCAUAAGAGGAGGAGAAAUUUGCUCAUGAUAGCUGAAGCACUCAAUCAAGAAUUCAAUAUCAAAGUAGAGCCGAAUGAUCGCGAUGAUUUAUGGCUACAACCUGGCCGACGGAAAAUCUCUGGAACAGCAGCACGAAUUGUUCGUCAAUUAGCAUAUCAUCAUUUAACAUUACUUGUAAAUGUUGAUGUUGCUGUCUUAAAACGUUCUUUAUCGUCUCCUUUUCGUGAAACAAUGUUAACAAAUGCUACUCGGAGUGUACAAGCACCAGCGAUUGGCUGUUUAGCCCAUGAAAUUCCUGAUAUUACAGUUGAAAAAGCGCAGAAUGUUGUUAUGGAUUCAUUCAAAAGACAGUAUUUGCAUACCGAAGUAAUUACGCUUUCGAACGUAAUGAAUGACCAGCAAUUUCCGGGUGUACUGGAAUACGAAAAAGAGUUACGAAACUGGGAAUGGAUUUAUGGAAGAACACCACAGUUCACUCUACCACUUUACAAUGAUCGAAUACGGGUCGAACAUGGGGUAAUUACUGGAAGUCUGAAGAAUCAAAAAUUGGUCGGUAGCCGAUUGCCGCAGGACGUAAUACAGACAUACUUAGGUUUCGCUGUUAAACCUAUUCUUGGAACUGACACAACCAAAUACCUGGCCGAAUUGAAAGCUUAUUUGUGUGAAAUUCCUAAAGGUUACGAUCCGAAACUUAUUGCCAUAAAUGCUACCGUGGUUGCUGCUCUUUUUGGUGCUUUAAUCUAUCCUUUUUAUGUAUACUUGAUUGGUGAUAAUACUGUAACUGGAAAGAAACAAACUCUUUAA
Molecule: messenger RNA, 1119 nt
Organism: Cercopithifilaria johnstoni
Lineage: Eukaryota; Metazoa; Nematoda; Chromadorea; Rhabditida; Onchocercidae
Source: the annotation of a GenBank genome assembly